Lachancea mirantina is the source of this 3636-nucleotide messenger RNA. Lineage: Eukaryota; Fungi; Ascomycota; Saccharomycetes; Saccharomycetales; Saccharomycetaceae. The record is from the annotation of a GenBank genome assembly.
AUGACCAUCAAUUUCAAAUUGAAACCCGAUCAGCUGUUGGAACUGCACGAUCCGAAAUCGCUGGCCGCUUUCGAAAACUUGUUUGAGAAGAAAGAACAGAACUUGUAUGAUUUUCUACAUACGGAUAAGCGGCGGGGACUUAGUCUUUCGGAUGAGCCGUUGGAAUCUUCGCCACGUGUUUUGACGUUCGGUGACAAUCGCAUACCGGAACGGAAGCCCAAGUCGUUUUUACGGUUGGCUUGGGAAGCUUUCCAAGAUCAGACGAUGAUCUUACUAAGCGUUGCAGCGGUCAUAUCGUUUGCCCUGGGUCUGUACGAGACUUUGGGACAACCACCAGAAUAUGACGCUGAGGGGAACAAAAUUACGAAAGUUGAAUGGGUCGAGGGUGUGGCGAUCAUGAUUGCAGUGCUUGUCGUGGUGUUGGUUGGGUCUGUUAAUGAUUAUCAGAAAGAAAUGCAGUUUUCCAAGCUUAAUGAGAAGAAAAAUGAUCGAGAAGUCAUCGUGGUACGUAACGGCGAAGAACAUUUAAUUUCAAUUUACGAUCUUUUAGUCGGAGACGUGCUUGUCUUGCAAACUGGAGACGUUGUACCGGCAGACGCAGUGUUGAUCUCAGGUUCUUGCGCUUGUGAUGAGUCUGGUAUCACUGGAGAGUCCGAUACUAUCAAAAAAACCCCAAUUGGAGUCGCGUUGCCAAAAUACACUGACAUGAGCAAGCACAAUGCAAGUUUCGACAUUGGACAUACCGAUGUUCCAGAUCCAAUGCUGAUCUCGGGUUCUAAAUUACUUUCUGGCCUUGGAAGGGCAGUCAUAACGGGUGUCGGGGUCAAUUCCAUGCAUGGAAGAACUCUAAUGUCAUUGAAAGUUGAACCCGAAAGUACUCCUCUCCAGGAAAGAUUAGACAAUUUGGCAAAUAAAAUUUCCAUUUAUGGUUCUAUUGCGGCCAUUAUUCUUUUCAUCAUUUUGUUCUGUAGGUUUUUGUCGUAUCUACCUGCUGGAAAGCCUCUGCACGACAACACACCAGCACAAAAGGGUUCUAAAUUUAUGCAAAUUUUCAUUACUGCAAUUACGGUUAUUGUCGUUGCCGUUCCAGAGGGGUUGCCUUUAGCGGUCACUUUAGCUUUAGCGUUUGCGACAACCAGGAUGACUAAAGACGGAAAUUUGGUGCGGGUUUUGAGAGCCUGUGAAACUAUGGGAUCAGCCACCGCGGUUUGCUCCGAUAAAACAGGUACGCUCACGGAAAAUAGAAUGACAGUGGUCAAAGGUGUCUUGGGUGGUAAAUAUUUCGAUGACACGCACGCUGACACAAAGGAACACUCUGAUUCUUGCGAAGUUUGCCAAAAACAAACUGCAAAGACUUUGAUAAAGCAUCUUCUCAUUAACAUAACGCUAAAUUCUACUGCGUUCGAGAAUAAACAGGGUCCUGAAGGUCAGAACAUUUCCGAAAACCCCUUUGAUAAGCCCAGACGGAAACCUUUCCCCUGGAGUCGAAACAACAAAGCAUCCACCAUUUCUGAGGACACAGGCUCUGCUUCCAAUCAAAAGGACCGGUUUCUUGGGUCGAAGACCGAAACUGCGUUGCUGGGCUUUGCUGAUCGAUCACUUGAUAUGACUUCGGUACAAGACUAUAGAGAUAAUCCGUCGUUAUUAGGAGUGGCCGAAAUUGUUCAAGUUAUUCCAUUCGAAAGCUCUCGGAAAUGGGGCGGUAUUGUUGCUAGGACGGAGGACGGCGCUUACAGAUGCUACCUCAAGGGAGCCGCUGAAAUGGUUGUCAAGAGGUGUGACCAGAAAACGAACUCGGAGGCUAUAUCUGAACUAAUGUCUGACAACGAAAGAGAAGAGAUCGCGGAGGUUAUCUCAAAUCUCGCUACCGGGGCCUUGAGAGCAAUAUCGCUAGCUCACAAGGAUUACGCCAAUUGUGCCCAUUGGCCCCCUCAAGAGCUCCAGGAUUCAUCAGAUCCAACCAUAGCUUCUCCAGAACUACUUUUUGGUGAUGAAAUAGAAGGAGAAAAGGAAACUAAAAAGGGUUUUAUACUGGAUGGUAUUGUGGGUAUUCAAGAUCCGCUACGGGAAGGUGUUAAGCAAUCAGUUGAACAGUGUCAAAGGGCUGGAGUUACUGUGAGAAUGGUGACCGGAGAUAACAUCUUGACUGCGACUGCAAUUGCCAAAAACUGCAGCAUAUUGUCAAGCGAAGAGGCGAAUAAUGCCGUCUCAGCAAUGGAGGGUCCAGCGUUUAGAAAACUGUCAAAAAAAAGGCGCAUGGAGAUCUUACCCAAUUUGAGAGUCUUGGCGAGAUCCUCUCCCGAAGACAAAAGGAUCUUGGUGCAGACAUUAAAAAAAAUGGGUGAGGUAGUAGCAGUGACGGGAGACGGUACGAACGAUGCCCCAGCUCUGAAAUUAGCUGAUGUUGGAUUUUCGAUGGGGAUUGCCGGGACGGAGGUUGCAAGAGAGGCUUCUGAUAUUAUUUUAAUGACUGAUGAUUUUUCUGCCAUAGUCAAUGCAAUUAAAUGGGGGCGAUGCGUGGCCGUUUCUAUCAAAAAGUUCAUUCAAUUCCAACUCACGGUCAAUAUUACUGCCGUUGUACUAACCUUUGUAUCUGCCGUAGCUUCCACGGACGAAUCAUCUGUUUUGACGGCGGUUCAACUUCUUUGGGUUAACUUGAUCAUGGACACGCUUGCAGCUCUUGCUUUGGCCACGGAUAAGCCAGAUCAAAAUAUAUUCGAACGAAAACCUAAAGGACGAGAGAGCGCACUUAUAUCCGUUUCUACAUGGAAGAUGAUUCUAGGCCAAGCCACUUUACAAUUGAUCGUCACGUUUACUUUACAUUUUAGUGGUAAAAAGAUUUUCUUCCCAGAUCAGUCCCAGAUAACACCACAUCAACAGGAGCAGCUUAACGCUUUGACUUUCAACACAUUUGUUUGGUUGCAAUUUUUCAAAUUGAUCGUCACCAGGAAACUUGAUGAAGCGGAUGGCAUUUCUGACAUUAAGAAAAGAAUUACGGCGAACAACUUAAAUUUUUUCCAAGACUUGUUCCGGAACUACUAUUUCAUUGCCAUUAUAUUGUUGAUUGGUGGUUUCCAAAUUCUAAUUAUGUUCGUCGGGGGCGCUGCAUUUUCCAUCGCAAGGCAAACCGGGGCAAUGUGGGGUACCGCUAUCAUAUGUGGUAUGCUUGCAUUACCAGUGGGUGUCUUGAUAAGAAUAAUACCAGACGAGUGGGUUCUGAAGAUUUUUCCCAGUCGUAUUGUAAGAAAAUUCUUUUAUUACGUUGGGUUUGAAUUUUCAGAGAAGAAGAAGAAGAAAAAGGCUGAAGAUGAGGAGUCUUUAUUACAUGGAGAUGUCGAGGUUCAUUUGAUGGGAUCUUCAGCUUUCGAAAGGGCUAAAAGUGAGAUGCUGAUACAUAAAGAAAACGAGCCAGGAAAAAACAGAUUCAAUCCCUUAUCUGCCUAUAAAAACUGGAGACACUCAGUGACAACUGUGGAUUCGGACUCUGAAGAAGAUCGCUCAUACAUUGCAUCUUUGACAAUGGUACCAACGCUAAUUGGGGGUGCAGUAGGUGGUUUUUCUCAGUUCACACCACCGAAUUAUGAGAAUCUUUCCCAUGACAAUAAAAGCAAAAGCAGCGUUACGGCUCUCACGUGA